This is a messenger RNA of Bipolaris victoriae FI3, 342 nucleotides long. RefSeq lists its product as hypothetical. NCBI's taxonomy places the organism in Eukaryota, Fungi, Ascomycota, Dothideomycetes, Pleosporales, Pleosporaceae. The transcript has a single exon. The record is from RefSeq and is a predicted model, not a curated record. The annotation marks the transcript as partial.
GUGAAUAGCCCCACAACUGCCCUAUCUCUCGCAAGAGAAAAAAACCCCAUCAGUCGCUGCUCCCAACCUCACAGCCUCCCAGCCAGCCAGCCAGCUCCGCCUGUAAGCUGGGUCCGACCAUCGCUCUCGCUUGCCCGCGUGCUCGUUCGCUCCUGCCUCCUGCGCCGACCGUCACUUCCCUCGCCCCGUACCACAACGUCGCUCUACCGUGUCGCGCCUUCCCUGCUCGUCACUCGAAGCGAGGACGCCUCAGCGCCACUGUCACCUGGCUGCCCUCGCCUCUUGCCUGCCCUCCUCUUGCCCUCCCACCCCGGCGCAUCUCGUAGAACCACACUCGACUAG